AAAGGUCAUCCCCGCGAGAGACCCACCUCUUUCUUUGCACCAGAGCCCUGCUGUGUAGACGUGUUACUUAACCUGCCUCACAAUCUGUGUACUACGACGAACAGCAUGGUGAACUUAGGCGACGAGUUUCCCAACUUUAAGGCUGAUACGACCACUGGUGAAAUUAAAUUCCAUGACUGGCUAGAUGGGUCAUGGGCUAUUUUGUUUUCCCACCCCGCUGACUAUACCCCUGUCUGUACAACAGAGCUGAGUCGUGUUGAAAAACUCGUACCAGAGUUUAAGAAGCGUAAUGUGAAACUGAUUGCAUUGUCAUGUGACAGUGUUGCAGACCACAAAGGUUGGAUCGAGGAUAUCAAAGCAUAUUCUGGUGUUGCCGGGGUGUCUUAUCCGAUAAUUGCUGAUGAGAAACGAGAUUUAGCCGUAAAACUUGGCAUGGUAGAUCCUGAUGAGAAAACUGCAGCUGGUUUGCCGCUCACUUGUCGUGCUGUUUUUAUCAUUGGGCCUGAUAAGAAGCUGAAACUGUCAUUUCUUUAUCCUGCUACCACUGGAAGAAACUUUGAUGAGAUUCUGCGAGUAGUUGAUUCUCUCCAAUUAACAGCCACAAAGAAAGUUGCUACACCAGUCGACUGGAAGCCGGGUGAGAAGUGCAUGGUAGUGCCAACUGUAAAACCAGAGGAUGUGGCUAAACUAUUCCCCAAGGGAGUAGAAAUAAAGCCUGUACCUUCCGGCAAACAAUACCUACGUAUGACUCCCCAGCCAUAGUCUCUCCCAUUAAAACAAUGUUGGUUAUGCAUGUAUGCUUAUAAUAUCAUGAUUAGUCUCAUUUCACUACAGGGUUUAUUCUGUGUUUUUUGACAUUUUACUCUGUGUAAUACUUAGCUAAAAUUACCUUGUCAUGGACAAUUAACAAUUUUGGGGUGUUUUAAAUUUUUCAGAAGGCUAUUUUGUCUAGAGGACUACCGGUAACAUCAAUUUAUAAUUUUUGAAUUUUUGUUUUUUUGCAUUUUCAGUCCAUCAAAAUUUCCUGACUUUCUAGUAUGGAUAGAGGGGUACGACCCUGCAUGAAAUACUAUUUGUUUUUUGCAAACUUGGUUAAUUUGAGCACACCCUUUAGUAUGCUAUUUACAUGCCAUGUCAAAUAUUAUGCAUUUUCUCAUUUAGUUCCAUGUAGAAAAUUUUGGCUUGGUAUUAGUAAUUUUACAAAAAAAUGUAAAACAUCAUCUGAAUUUGAUAUUCUAGUCUUUGAUAUUUUUCGAAAUUCAUGGAUACCAACCGAGUAAAAAUAAGAUGACAAUUUGAAUUUUAGUCUCAAUACUAAAAAUUAAUUUAACCAGGAACAAAUUAAUAUAGAUGACUAGAUGUACAUGAUUAUUUGAAGCAUUCUUGGAUUAAUUCUGGGUCAGUGUUCUCUAAAUUCUAGAUGAAUGCUCAUCCAUUUUUCAUCUUGUAUGCUGUGCUGUUCUUACUAGGGCGCCCUCAACGAGAAUGCAAGUAUAUAAUCUUUCACAUGGUUGGCGCCCUCAGUGGUCAAGAAUUUUAUUGUAUAUUGGAAAAUUAUAAUAAUUAAUAUAAAAGCAAUCAAUAAAAAUUAUUACUAAAAAAAA
This is a messenger RNA of Saccoglossus kowalevskii, 1604 nucleotides long. Its product is annotated as peroxiredoxin-6-like. Lineage: Eukaryota; Metazoa; Hemichordata; Enteropneusta; Harrimaniidae. Gene Ontology annotation, biological process: cell redox homeostasis; cellular oxidant detoxification. The record is from RefSeq and is a predicted model, not a curated record. Gene Ontology annotation, molecular function: peroxiredoxin activity. Gene Ontology annotation, cellular component: mitochondrion; cytosol.